AUGGAGGCUUGGGUAAUAGAGGAUAAAACUUGUCUGAAGUCAGACACUUGGCUUGAAACUAAGGUUGAGGAGCUUCCAACAUCUUCCUCUGACAUGGGAGCAAACCCGCGCUCAGAAUCUGUGGACUCCGGAGUGGAGACAGCCAGCUGUGAUGCUCUAAGUCCUGCAACGCCCUGCUCUGUCUCCACAAAUAACACCGAAAUGGAUUUGUUUAACGACCGUCUGUCUCCUGGAUUAACAUCCCAGUCUCCCGUCCUCUCCUGCUCCGUGGCAUCCUCCGCUUCCUCCUCGUCCCCACGCUUGGGUCCCAGUCAAUCCGAAGAGGGGUCCACUGGUUUGCACCUAAAAUUAGAAAAAGCACUACAAAGGGCCGACUCCAAACUUAGCCACCGCGUGGAUGAGCAGCAGAGCCGACGGCCAAAGGCAACUCUCCUGCCUGGACAGCCCACAUCGGGGUCAGUGAGAUGUCAAAGGUCAGAGAGUUUUGGCCUGAGGAGGCGGGCCGAGCCAUCUGUCCCCAUCAGGUAUUCGUCAGAGAAACAUAGGAGACCACUUUCUGUAGGUUAUAACCAGCAACGAUCACAGGGCCUGGGAAUAGAGGACAGGAAGGAACUAAGUCCUGGACUCUGCUACUUGGAGCAGGUUUGUCAAAUGCUGGAGGAUAUUGCUCAAAAGCAGAUGCACCACCAAGCGUCACAGGAAGAGAGAGAAACCCUCGAGCAACGACAAGACACACAAGCUCUUGAAAUUUGUCAGAGCGACUCCAGAGGUGUCGAUAAGGACCCAUCUACCUGUAAUGGGCUUGAAAAUACAAAAAAUACAGGAAGCAUUUCAAAUCAACCCCAGCAGCAGAAAUCCGGACAUUUUCGGCAGAGAUCUGUCUCAGACACGACUGUUGCAACGCUUCAUUUAAGGAAGCUGAAUGUAAACUGCAGAGGGCAGCAGCUGAGUACACAUGAUCUGCUGGAAAGGGUUGAGGAGCACAAACAAAGUCAGGAUUCAGCAAAGCCGGAGUCAAAAAAGACUAACAAGAGCUGGAAAUCAAAAAUCGGGUCUUUGAGAAGAGGGGAGACUGCUCUCUUAGACACUCAAAGCCAACAGAUGCAGUCAUCUGACAAAAACUCAGCACGCCGACGGUUAAGCCUACUCUUCAGAAGGAGCAGAAAAACUCAGCCUAUAUAA
Molecule: messenger RNA, 1182 nt
Organism: Menidia menidia (Atlantic silverside)
Lineage: Eukaryota; Metazoa; Chordata; Actinopteri; Atheriniformes; Atherinopsidae
Source: the annotation of a GenBank genome assembly